AUGACAAAAAUAAGAGAUUACAAUGUAAUUUACACUGAUGGAUCUAAGCUUGAUCAGAAAGUGGGUUGCGCAAUAUAUUUGGAAAAUUUGAACAUUAAGUUGGGAUAUAAACUGCCUGAUUUUGCUUCUAUUUUUACUGCGGAAAUUUUUGCUAUUAAAAAGGCAAUUGAGUUAAUUCAAAGGCACAAAAUAAUGAAGACAGUUAUAUUCACCGACAGUAAAAGUAGUAUAGAAACUCUACAAAAUUUAUACAACAAAACUCAGACAUCAGAUAUAUUGUUCUAUGAAGUGUGGUUCGAUAUUAUUAGGCUGAUGAGAAUAGGGUAUACCAUUAAAAUAAUAUGGAUUAAGGCUCACUCAGGAAUCAAAGGAAAUGAAAUAGCUGAUAAAUUAGCAAAACAAGCAACAAAAAAUGGAUCUAUUAUGCAUGUAGCAACAUACAAGGAUUAUGUAAAACGGUGUAAAAAUAGAAAUUGUAAAGAGUGGCAAAAAGUAUGGAUCGAUCCAAAUGAGACUAGAGGGGCCUAUUAUAGAAUAUGCAAUCCAGCAGUGGGAAGCAGAAUGUGGCAAGAAAGUUUCAAAUUUGAGGAUAGAAGAACCUUAGUAACAUUAACGAGGUUAAGAUUAAACCAUGGAAGCUUUCCAUCACACCUGCAUCGGAUAGGUGUUGCAGCUUCGAAUGUAUGUAGGUGUGGUAAAGCAGUUGGAAGUGGUGAACAUUUAAUAUUGGAGUGUAGACUGUUUGAGAAGAACAGACAAGAUAUGUUGAAUAAGCUGCAUGAGUCAAGGAGGAUCUUGUGGCUAGAUAUAAGCUAUGUCAGCGGGAUGGAUCCCGUAACUCCUCCGGCCCUAGAUGAAAAACCUCGGGGUGCAGGUUGGUGGUUGUGGUUGGUUGUGGCUCUCUUGUUCUUGGGGUGUCUCUACUUCUGGAGUAAUUUGUAA
Molecule: messenger RNA, 942 nt
Organism: Ctenocephalides felis (cat flea)
Lineage: Eukaryota; Metazoa; Arthropoda; Insecta; Siphonaptera; Pulicidae
Exons: 2
Coding region: 1-942 (313 amino acids)
Biological process (GO): DNA replication, removal of RNA primer
Molecular function (GO): nucleic acid binding; RNA-DNA hybrid ribonuclease activity
Source: RefSeq, a predicted model, not a curated record